AUCCCAUUGUAUAUGCCUCGAGACUUCUACGUGAAACCUCAGUUUCUCGAUUACUUGAAUGAAUAUUUGGAUGAAAUAGUAGACGCGGCGGUUCAAUUCGGUCUCGAAAUAAAAUCAACAGCAACUCGCGAAGCUAUUUUUAAGGAUGCUGUGAAAGUGGCUAGACUUGAACUGAAACUGGCACUAGCAUCAGUCCCGUCAGCAUUACUUCGGAAUUACGAAGAGAAAUCCAAUUCGUACAACAUAGAACAACUCAAGGCUGCGUAUCCGUCGAUCGGUUGGGAAGCAUACCUCGGCGCUCUCUUGCAGCGGGAGAACUUGGCAAUUUUACAAAAGCAUGGAGGAGAUCAUUACGCGAAACUGUUCGAAUUCUUGCAACGCGUAAAAUCAGAUCGAAAAAGACACCGUAGUUCAGCGAGUGUAUCAGGCGCUGCCCUUCACUGUGUGAAUUUAGUGAUAAACUUCAUGCCUAUGGCCACGGGUUUGCUCAUUCACCAAGAAUUGCUUCAUAACUAUUGUUCAACUGUAUCAUGGAAAUUUUUAGGAUACACCUACAUCAAGGGUAUCGAUGCGACUUUAAGAGAUAAUACACGCGAAGAUGUUAGCAACAUGACCAGUCGUGUAAUUGAACAAUUCCUUGCAAUGAUUUCUACUCUGCCAUGGCUCACGGAAGCAUCGCUUGGUGCUGCAAAGCGAAAAGCAAAUGGCCUUAUAAAAAACAUUGGCUGGCCUGAUUGGUUCGAUUUCACCAAUACACUGAAAAUUGACGAAUAUCACAAAAAUUAUGUACAAAUAUUGGAACUGGAUGAUUCGUGGGAUAUCUUGAAUGCGUUGAAAUAUUCAUCACAAUUAACCGAAAACUUUGGUUCUCUUACAAAGAAACCAGACAGAAGAAGCUUUCAAGGAUCGCCAGCUGUUGUGAACGCAUGGUAUAUACCUGAACGUAACUCAAUAACCAUUCCAUUCGCCAUACUGAAUCCACCCUUCUAUCGGCAUGACUUUCCGGAAGCAUACAAAUACGGUGGUGAAGGAGCCAUAGUAGGACACGAAUUAACUCAUGGCUAUGAUGAUGAAGGUGUGCAAUUCGGUCCAGAUGGUGCACUGUCCUCAUGUUCGUGGAAUUAUUGUGGAUGGAUGGAUGAUCAUUCAAAGGUCGGUUUUAUCAAGAUGGCACAAUGCGUUGUUUCACAAUAUUCCGAGCAAUGUUGCCCGCUGAAAACGGGUAAUGUUCAUUGUGCAAGUGGUGAGCGAACUCAGGGAGAGAAUAUCGCUGAUAUCGGAGGGCGACUGGCAGCCUAUAAAGCGUACCGUGAUUACGUUGCUGUUGAUAGAGAAGGUAUAGAGGAGGACAGACUGCCAGGCUUAGAGGAGUUCACACCCAAUCAAAUAUUUUGGAUUAUGCUCGGUCGUGUGUGGUGCAAAAAAACAUAUGAUGAAGGGGAGCGAAUUUCGCUUAUGACGGAUCCACAUCCACCGAGAGUUUGUCGUGUGAACCAGGUGGUGCAAGACAUACCAGAAUUUGGAAAGGAUUUCAACUGUCCUUACGGUGCGCCUAUGUAUCCCCGGGACACUCAGCGAUGCCAAGUUUGGACUGGACAACGAACGAUAUGUGUGUUGGUGGCUGUAGCACUUGGAAUUGCUAGUCUUGUCCUGAACAUAAUCAUUCUAACCAAAGAAAAUGCUCGGCAAUCCGAAACGACAUCAGCAUCCGAUAGAGUACCCGGCAAGCCGACCCCUGUACCAACAAUUUCCACAUCACCAGGUUUCAAGCAAAAGCCACGUGUGAACGGACCAAAACGAACAACGGGAGUGUUUGGGCGAAGUUCUGAGCAACAACCAUUUGACAAUGGUGCGGCUGCAGCAGAUCUUCUUCUGAAAGGGUUGGAUCUCAGCUAUGAUCCAUGCAAAGAUUUUUACAUGUUCACGUGCAAUAAAUAUUUGCAAACCGUUCAACUACCCAAGGGCAGGGGCCGUGUUGGAACGUACGCUGAAACUCAAAUUCAAGUGAAUAACGCAAUCGCUACAACUCUCGAUACUGCGAAAACACUCCAAUCAAAAACUGAACAAAUCAUGCAGAAGGUAUUUAAAUCAUGCAUGAGUUGGCAUGGCCAGGGAAAGGCGACGAAUGUGUACCAAAUAAUGAAACAGUUGCUUGGAGGGUUUCCGAUGCUGGAACCAAACUGGGACGAGGCAUCGCUAACAGAUGAAAAGUUUUGGACGGCAAUCGGUACGCUGGAAUUGCAUUACGGUAUGGCAUCACUGUUACAAUCGAGUUAUCGAAUCCGACCAGGCAACCAUUAUAACUCGCUUCAUGAUGAUUCAAUUGUUCAUCAUUUGCAGCUUCCGUUGAUGAUGGCUCGAGACUACUAUGUAAGACCCCAAUUCCUUGACUACUUGAAUAAUUAUUUGAAAGACUUGAUAGAUACGACAAAGCAGUUCAAAGCGGACAUCAAAUCGACAGUACCGGAUGAAGAUAUUGUUAAGGAAGCUACGGAAGCGACUAGGCUUGAACUGCAGUUGGCGAUAGCGUCAGUCCCAAGAGCAUUACUUCGAAAUUACGAACAACAAUACAAUCCCUACAAAGUAAAGCAACUGAGAGAGGCGUAUCCUUCGAUUGGAUGGGAUGCGUACUUCGCCGCUCUGUUGGGAGAGCCUGUCGAUCCCGAUGCUGAAUACAUCAUCGAUCAACCGUCUUACUUCGGCACCUUGAAUACGAUUCUGGCUGGUAAACAGUUCUCAAAACGAACAUUCGUUAAUUUCGUUGCUAUGCGUUUCCUGGAAAGCAAUCUAGACUUUCUGAAAGACGGUGCGAAACAAUAUGCAAAACUCUAUGAGACCAUUCAAGAAGCGAAACCAGAACCGAAAAAGGUCUUUAGUUCAGACAGCUGGGAGGAUAAAGCCUAUGGUUGCGUAAGGCUUACGGAAGACUUAAUGCCGUAUGGAAAUGGAUAUGUUUACAUCAAGGGUGUCAAUGAAACCUUGCGAAACGAUAUAAUAAAGGAUGUUGAAAAGCAAACUAAUUAUGUUAUUGAUGAGUUCCUCAAAAUGAUUUCUACACUGCCAUGGCUUACGCCCGAAUCGCUUAAAGCCGCGAAGGCAAAAGCACAUGGCCUGAUAAAGAACUACGGAUGGCCGUAUUGGUUCGAUUUCACAAAUCCAGCACCAGUUGACGAAUAUCACAAAAAUUAUGACAAUAUAUUAAAAAUGAAUGAUUGGUGGGAUAUCCUGAAUGAAUUGCAGUACGCAUCGCAAUUAACCGAAAACUUUGGUAAUCUCAAGAAGAAGCCGGACAGGCGAAACUUCUUGCAAUCACCGGCUGCUGUGAACGCGUGGUAUCAACCGGGGCUGAAUUCGAUAACGAUUCCAUUCGCAGAGCUCAACCCGCCCUAUUACAGGUAUGAUUUCCCGCAAGCAUUCAACUACGGCGGUGAGGGGGGUACAGCUGGUCAUGAGUUGACACAUGGUUACGAUGAUGAAGGCGUACAGUUCGGACCGCAGGGGGAAAUGUCGAAUUGCACAUGGGACCAUUGUGGAUGGAUGGAUACUAAGUCAACGCUCGGUUUUAUCAAUAUGGCACAAUGCGUUGUGUCACAAUUUUCCGAGAAAUGUUGUCCGCUGAAAACGGGUAAUGUUCAUUGUGCAAGUGGUGAGCGAACCCAAGGAGAGAAUAUCGCUGAUAUCGGAGGACAAUUAGCAUCGUAUAAAGCAUAUCGCCAUUACAUCCAGGUCGAUAGAAAAGGUGUUGAAGAGGACAGACUGCCAGGUUUAGAGCAGUUCUCACCCAAUCAAAUAUUUUGGAUCACGUAUGGCUACUCGUGGUGUAUGAAAACCACCGAUAAGUAUCUCACACGUCAGCUCAUGACGAACCCGCACUCACCAGGUGUAUGUCGUGUUAAUCAGGUCAUGCAAGAUAUACCGGAAUUCGGACAAGACUUCAACUGCCGUCGUGGUGCAGCCAUGUAUCCUCCGAACGACGAACGAUGCCACGUUUGGACAGGGCAGUAA
Anisakis simplex (herring worm) is the source of this 4005-nucleotide messenger RNA. Lineage: Eukaryota; Metazoa; Nematoda; Chromadorea; Rhabditida; Anisakidae. The record is from the annotation of a GenBank genome assembly.